This is a messenger RNA of Petromyzon marinus (sea lamprey), 2523 nucleotides long. NCBI's taxonomy places the organism in Eukaryota, Metazoa, Chordata, Hyperoartia, Petromyzontiformes, Petromyzontidae. The record is from RefSeq and is a predicted model, not a curated record.
ACGAGAGACGCUGUUCCGUCACAUCAUCAUCAUCACCACCAUCACCAUCAGCAGCAGUAGCAGCAGGCAGUGGCCACGGCGGUGUCACUAACAUCAUUCGUGUUAUUUAUAUCAUCAUCAGCAAGUUGUUGCCACGGUGGGGUUACUGAAGUCAUCAUCAUUAGCAGCAGCAAGUAGUGGCCACCGUGCUGUUACUGAAUUCAUCAUCAUCAUCAGCAGCAAGUAGUGGCCACCGUGCUGUUACUGAAUUCAUCAUCAUCAGCAGCAGCAAGUAGUGGCCACCGUGCUGUUACUGAAUUCAUCAUCAUCAUCAGCAGCAAGUAGUGGCCACCGUGCUGUUACUGAAUUCAUCAUCAUCAGCAGCAGCAGCAGCAAGUAGUGGGCACCGUGCUGUUACUGAAAUCACGAGCACUAUCAUCUUCAUCAUCAUUAUCAAAUACAAUUUCGCUCUUGGGACUCAUCUCACCAUUCACUCCGCUGAGUGUCGCGCUCCCUUUCUGUCACUCGCACACGGCACGAUCGGACGAUGUCCAACACGUACAGGACUUCUGAGCGCUCAGAGGCGUCGCAAGCAGCAGCAGCAGCAGCAGGAGGAGGAGGAAGGGCAGGUGCCGGUUCGCGGCGCAUUGACGCGAACAGCAAUCACGAUCUGCUGCUUUCGUCGGGAUACAGGUCACCUGGCCAGUCGCGUCCUGCAUCUCCUGGACUCAGGCGCAGCGUGUCAGAGAUGCAGGAGCAGCUCAAGAUGUACAAGAGGCAGAUGGAGAAGAAGGACGAGAUGAUCGCCACCCUCUCAGCCGGCAGGAGCAGUUCCUCAGGCGCGAAGGUGACGUUCGAGCCGCUGCUAGAGGCCGCCGCGGCACCGUCGCGCGAGCUGCUGUCGGGCAGCCACUACCGUACGGCGGCGGAGACGGCACGCGGUGAGCUCGCCGCCAUGCAGGUCAAGCAGGAGGGGCUCGAGGCGGAGCUGCGGGAGCUGCGCGGGCGCCUGGCGGCCAAGGAGUCGGCGACGCAGGAGCUGCGCGCCGAGCUGGAGUCCCACCGUGAGAACGGCGCCCGGCACGCGUCGCUCAUCCAGUCGCUGCGUGAGCGGCUGCGCGACACGGAGGAGGCGUCGGGCGCCCUGAGCUCGGCCCGCGCACGCUACGACGCCGGCAUGCAGGCCGCGCAGGAGGACGCCCGCGACAUGCAGGCCCGCAUCGCCGAGUUGGAGGAGCGGCUCAGGUUGCACCUGGCCGAGAGGGAGCAGGCGGAGCAGAGGGCCGUGACGAUGGACAAGCGGCUGGAAGACGCCGUGGACAAGCUGUCGAGGGGGCUCAAUGUGGACACGCGUGCGGAGGACUACCCCGUCGACCUGCUGGCCUCCCGGGCCGCCGAACUCUUCCAGGAGUGCGUGCUCCAGCGGGCCAAGAUCGCGAGCCUCGAGGGCGCCUUGGCCUCGCAGGAGGUGGAGGCGAAGGCCAGUCGCGAGACCAUCAUGCGCCUCGUGUCAGAGGUCGGCCGCGAGCAGAAGGUCGCCAGCUCGCAGGGCCAGGAAGCCGAAGCCCUCCGGAAGGAGCGCGAGUCGGCGUCGCAGGCGCGGCGCUCCCUCGAGCGGGAGGUGGAGGUCCUCCGCGAGCGGCUGGAGGCCGGGCAGCGCGCGUGGGACGCGGCUCGCCGUGAGCUUGCGCAGUGGGAGCGCCGGCGCGCCGAGCUGGACGGCGGCCAGCGCGCCAGCGAGCACGAGGCGCGCGCCGCCCACGCGGCGCUGCGCGCGUUCCGCUCGCAGCUCGCCGCGAUCCUCGCCGGGGGCGACGGCGACGACGGCGGCGGCCGCGGCGACCGCCGCCCGGCCGCCGGCGCCGGCGUCGGCGACGGGGAGGAGGACGUCAAGGAGCGGGUGCGGCAGCUGGUGGCCGCCCGGCAGCAGGGCAAGGCGCUGACGGCGGAGCUGGAGGAGCGAGUGUCGCGCCUCACCGCCCAGCUGCACCGCGAGGCCGAGCAGAGCCGCGACGGGGCCCGGCGGGUGCGGCGGGCCGAGGAGCGUGCCCAGGAGAUGGCCGAGCGGCUGCGCGCCGUCGAGGGGGAGCUCGCCACGGGCGACGUGCUCCGCGACGGCCUCUCCUUCGACCGCCAGAAGGUAGGCCUCGGCGGUCGGGGGGCGCCCUGCUCGGGGCUUGCCACCUGUCCCUCGUUUUCCCGCGGGUCCGUCGGCCGCCGCCCGGCGAGGCGGCCGCGCUGAGUAGGUGGUCGAUCGUCAGAGGUGGAAUUUAGGCCACAUUAAGUGCGGAAGACAAUUGAGCGUGAUGGCGGGGGGUUUUUUGUGUGUGUGUGUGUCGCAGUCAUUGGUGACUGGGCCGAGACCAUUGACUCUACUGCGCCUGAGAACUCGAUGUAAUCAAAGCCAGGAUCACUGCAAUGCUCUGGCCUUGGUCUAGGGCAGGGGCGGGGAACGUCCGGUCCGCGGGCUAUAUAAGGCCCACGAAAUCAUUUGGUGUCUGGCCCUGCCAAGGCAACCGCAGGCGGGACUCGAAAUUCAAUAAA